Messenger RNA from Aricia agestis (brown argus), 1115 nucleotides. RefSeq lists its product as uncharacterized. The coding region runs from base 72 to 1115 and encodes 347 amino acids. Lineage: Eukaryota; Metazoa; Arthropoda; Insecta; Lepidoptera; Lycaenidae. The record is from RefSeq and is a predicted model, not a curated record. The transcript is spliced from 4 exons.
GUAUUUAGAUGAACUGGUCGAUAUAGAGACGGUUGCAGCCUGUCACACUUGGCUCGAAAAACUCUCCACGUAUGCAGAUACAGCUCAGCGCAAUAAGAAACUUUAGAGAGACGACGACCAAUCUAUGUCCGCAUUUUUUUAAACCAGGGCAAUGUAAUGGUGAUCAUAAUAUAAAUAAUACAAAAAUAAAAAUGGAAACUACUGUUGUGAAAGAAUUCGAUUUACCUAAAUUUACUAAUGAAAGUGAACUGGAAAUCAUUAAAAUAUACGAAAGUAAAAUAAUUGAGUUGAUGAAACAACACUCAAAUUCGUUAGAUGAUCUCAAACAAUACUAUGAAAGAUUGCUAGGUCGGCUUCAAAUCGCUUAUGACAAUAAUAUCACUGAAAAGGAAGGUAUAAUUAAAAAUAAAGACGAAGAAAUCGCACGACUUAACAAGAGCAUUGAAGAAAUGAAGACUCGAACGCUUUGCAAAAAAUUUAGUAUACAAAACAUUGAACAACGUCUGAGCAAAAUCGAAAUAUCCACGAGUAAACAUUUAAAAAAAUAUCAAAGGAAAAUUUUGAAGCAGCGGCAAAAAUAUAUUCGCGAUUGCUCGCUAUUGCUCGAUUUACUUCAACAAAAAUCAAUUGAUGACACUAAAGAUAAUCCUAUAGAUCCAUGCACGAACCAUUUGAAAAAACUAGAGGACAAGUACAAAAACAUCGUAGCAAAAGUACAAGCGACCGCGUUGCAGAGAAUGAUUCAAGAUCAGCUGGCCAUGGAGACCCUCGUCAAAAAGAUAAGCAGAAUAUCUUUUGUUUGUAACAAAACUUCGCAAAUGAAUAACGUUCAUAACAAAACGAAAAGUAAGAUCGAAGACCCCAACACACAUGAACCCAACGGCGUAGAAGUCAAUGACCAGAUGGAGCUAAAGAAUAAUUCAGAACUUAAAAGGUUUUUACAUACGUUUUCACCUAGCGAAGUUAAAUGUCUAGUUUUAAAAGUUCUAAAGACGAGUCUAUCUUUUCAUUGGCGCUUUAAAUUAUUUCAAAUAAGUUACCCAAUCAGCACCGCUAUUCAAAGGAUAAUCUCAAAACUAAACCAAAAACUAUCAAUCCAGCUCUACCUCAGCUGA